This is a messenger RNA of Nilaparvata lugens (brown planthopper), 2714 nucleotides long. RefSeq names its product keratin, type II cytoskeletal 2 epidermal-like. The record is from RefSeq and is a predicted model, not a curated record. Lineage: Eukaryota; Metazoa; Arthropoda; Insecta; Hemiptera; Delphacidae. The transcript is spliced from 5 exons. Bases 1094 to 2071 code for a protein of 325 amino acids.
UUUUAUUAAACUGGGUUUACUUCAUUAUACCUCCAGAUUCGUUCUUUCUCGACUGACACACAUUGAUCAUUCAGGAUACAUCCUGUUCUGCAAUAGUCAGACAUUAGCGAGUAUAGUAUCUAUCAUUAGACUAUUAUUUCUUCUGGUGGUAAAUGGUGGUCGAUUUUCUUAUCAAGUAAUAAAUUCUGUCCUUGAGAGUAUCCCGCAGAAUCAAAUAAUAAAUCGACUUCCACUAGCCUACCCCACCGAGGUGAAGUGAAUCCUACAUCAUUAGCCGAUCAACGUCGCAAAGAGAGGUAGUAGAUCGUUUAGACAACAUUAGAAUUAAACUCGGUACUCAAAAUAUUUACUAUUUUGGUUCAGCACUUUGCCUUCAUACAACCUAUAGUACUUAUCAGAGGCCUGGUUCGCAUGGAUUUGCCAUUCUGUCUGUUGUUUCAUGCGGUCUAAUAUCUUUCCAAAUUACAGCACAAUUAUUGGAUUCUGGAUAUAUUAGUCAUCAUUUGGAGAAAAGGUUCACUCCAAAAUUACUAUCUCUGUCUGAUCCUAGUGACAGCAUAAUUUACACUCAGCAGGUUCAAGUUGAACUGCAUUUUAUUAUUAAAUUGAAUUUAAUUCCACCUCACCAUAUUAUAACCACCUACAGCAUUAAGUUAGAAACUCAGGUCCCUUACUUCGGCUACCUUUGUAGACCGCCAAACCCUCUAUUGAGCAAGUUAACUUUUUCAAUUUCUUCCAUCCAUACACCAGUCAUUCUGCUUAGAUACUCUGAUUUAAGUGAUAUCGACAAUCCGAUUAAACAAAGGUUGGUCAACCUAACCUACAACUACCCAUCGUUAAAUCAUAACCUCAAGUACUAUAAUUGUUCAAUUAUUCUAUUUAAUCUGACCAUUUGAACUAUCAAUUACUUUUUUACUGUACGUCCUCCCCUCUCUACGGAACAAAAUAGGCUGCAACAUUCGCCAACACAAGGGCAGAAAAUAUCACAUCUACUGUGGCAGCCGAGACCAACAUAGAAGAAGAGACAACAGUCACUCCAGCUCCAGUAGUAGCAGCCUCUAAUGGAUUAUUACCCAGGCAGGUUUUCAACGAAAUGUACUCAGAGUGUCUCUACAAGCUAUCGUACCCCUGCUUUGGAAGAAAACUUCUUGUUCUGUUGGAUUACUUCGACAAAAUGCGAGAGAUUAGUGUCUAUGAUGGAUGGAUUUCAGUAGUGCGAACGACAGAAGCCGCCACGCCGCAAAUAACAGAGGACCUGCUGUUUGCGCGCAGCGCCUCGCAGGGCCAGAGGCUGGUGCAACUCAUCGAGCUGGCAUUCGAGAGAUUCAUCGAUAAUCGCGUGAUAAGACUGGCGCUGCCCAAUUGGAGUAGCAAUGACGCUGUGGCAAGAUCGAAUGACUACGUGGAUUUCGACUUCUCUGGAUAUUCAGAGGACUCAUUUGAAGGAAGAGGCAAGAAGAAGAAAAAGAAGAAGCUGAUGAAGAAGAAGAGCAAAAUUAUCAAGAAACUAUCAAUGAUUAUUGGAAAGGUGAUGAUGAUAAAAAUGGCUAUUCUGGGGCCAAUCUUGAUCAAGCUCAUUGCUCUGAAGAAAAUCAAAGCCCUGCUGCUGGGGAAGAUCGGCUUCUUGCUGUCAGCGUUCAUGUUGAUAAUGAAGUUCAUGUCCAAAGGAGGAAUGAAAAUGAUGGGAGGAGGUGGAGGGGGAUGCAGCUGUGGAGGGGGAAGUAUGUGCGGCUGUAAGGGCUCACAUGAUGCGGUAAUGGGCUACCCUCCGGCCGGGGUGAGCCAGUCAGAUUGGAGCUCGAGUGGGGGUGGCGGAGGCGGUGGAGGCGGUGGCUGGGGUGCGAGUGGGGGUGGCGGAGGCAGCAGUGGCGGCUACGGCAGCUCGGGAGGCGGCGGAGGCGGUGGAUCGGCGUGGAGCAGUUUGACCAACGCGGUCAGCAGUGGGGCGGUAGCCAUGGGGGGUGGCGGAGGAGGCGGCUGGGACCGUAGCUUCGGACACGACCUCGCUUAUGCCUACUACCGGCAGCAGGAAUCAUCCACUGACAAGCCGGUGUCUUUGGAUGGCGUCUGAUACAUCAUUAACCAGUGCCAAGUCAAUAAUUCCUAUUAGCCUACCACCAUAGACUUACUAAAAUCACUUCAUCGAUCAAUGUAUUCUCACACAUACACUGACAACAUACAUCACAUCAUCAUCACAUCCCUAUUUAUAUAUUCUCUAAAUAGUUUGAAAAACUUGUUUGAUAGCAAUGAGAUUACUUUUAUUUUCAUAAAAUGGAUCACACUAUUAUUAGGAUACCUUAUUGUUUGAUCUUCGAUGGUGAAAAUCAAGACAUCAUCAAUCAUCCUUUCUUUAUAAGUUGAAAAUUCAGGAUAACCAUCAUAAACAUUGGUUUCAAUUGUUUCAAUCCAAAGUCUGAUAAUGCAGAGUUUUUGCCGAUCAAGUUUGAUCAUCGAUAUCUCCCUAAAUCUAUCUCCCAAUCUAUCGAGCUAAUUGAGGCAAAUUUCUAUUCAAUUAGUUUUUGUUUAAUUUGUCUUUGGUUUUUGAGUCAACUUUUUGAAUUGCACAAGCUCCCUGAAUGUCAAUACUAGUGAAUAAUAUUAUUUACAAAUCAUAAUAACUCUAAAUGGACUAUGUUAUUGUUAUAGGCUUGAUAUUCGUAAUAUAAGUUGUGAAAUAUGAAUGUGAUUAUUGUACCUUGAUUAAUUGAUCUUAG